AUGGCACCGUCGCGCUCCUCUCGCACCCUCGGUGCUCUUCUCGGGCUCCACGCCGGCGACGCCCUCGGCGCGCCUUUCGAGUUCAAGCCCCACACCGUUAUCCGCACUGAACACCCCGGCCCUAACGCCGCCUUUCCCCGGACUCUCACUGGGGGCGGCUUCCUUUCCUGGCCCCCCGGUGCCGCUACUGACGAUACAGACCUCGCGCGCGCCGUGCUCCUCGCCUACCGCGAUGCCAUAACAAAUGGCGACAACGUGACGGUCAAGGCUGCCGAGUACUCUCUCGCAUGGUAUCGAGGCGAUCACUGGCCCGGUCGCAAGAAUGGUACCUUACCCCGCGAUAUCGGCGGUGCCACAAGGAGAGGUCUAUCAGCAUUUGCUUCUACUCACGAUCCCUCUUCCUCGGGUGCCGGACAGGGCAGUGCUGGCAAUGGCAGUCUGAUGCGAUGCAUCCCAACAGGGCUUUUUCAGACUGAUCAGGAAAUUCUCAUCGAGGAGAGCCAAUCUAUCAGCUCUAUUACACAUGAUGAUCGUCGAUGCACCAUUGCCUGCGCCGCUUAUAACACCAUUGUUUCUGCUCUAGUUGUGCGCGGCUUAUCCGUCGAGGAAGCCGUCUCCGCGGGCGAGCGUGUUGCCGUCUCGCUAGAAGGCGGCCGCGAGGAUGGGCCUGUUCAUGAUGCCAUUAAGAUCGGACGCACGAUAUCCCUUGAGAAACUGGCUGAUAAAGGGCCGAGGAGGUUUGACUCAAUCGGGCCAUGUAGUGGUUACGUGCUCGAUUCGCUGAUUCUAGCUAUUGCCGCCGUUCUAGAUGAGCGGAGACUCGACCAGGUUCUUGUCGAUGUCGUCCGGGUUGGCAUGGACACAGACACGAAUGCUGCCAUUGCAGGUGGUCUACUUGGGGCAAGAGACGGCGAGGAAGCCGUGCUUGAGGAAUGGAAGGAUUUGCUACAGUUUGGUCCAGAGUUCCGUCGCCUUGUUGAUGAACUCUUGACAGCUCAGGGAGUACUAUCAGGAGAGGUAAGGUGA
Messenger RNA from Penicillium angulare, 1026 nucleotides. Its product is annotated as ADP-ribosylglycohydrolase family protein. The coding region runs from base 1 to 1026 and encodes 341 amino acids. The record is from RefSeq and is a predicted model, not a curated record. NCBI's taxonomy places the organism in Eukaryota, Fungi, Ascomycota, Eurotiomycetes, Eurotiales, Aspergillaceae. The transcript has a single exon.